Messenger RNA from Nymphaea colorata (pocket water lily), 1445 nucleotides. RefSeq lists its product as uncharacterized. Bases 17 to 1027 code for a protein of 336 amino acids. The record is from RefSeq and is a predicted model, not a curated record. The transcript is spliced from 7 exons. Gene Ontology annotation, biological process: regulation of exit from mitosis. Gene Ontology annotation, cellular component: nucleus. NCBI's taxonomy places the organism in Eukaryota, Viridiplantae, Streptophyta, Magnoliopsida, Nymphaeales, Nymphaeaceae.
CUACAGUCUUCCCGUGAUGUCCGGCUUGAAGAAGGGUUCUCGGUCGAUUCCAAGUACGAAGGCAACGGAGGGAAGCAGAUGCCGGAAGCCCGCCUUCCACGAGCUUUUCAAACAUAGAAAGAGCGGGAGAGAGAAAGAGAUGAACCCAUCGACACGCGGCGACGGCAAUGGCGGUGAGGGUAAAGGCGAAGGCGAAGGAGAUGGAGGGAAUCGGGUAGCAGAGAUCGUGGUGCCGGCGGAUCGCUUGGAGAAGCAUGCGGUCUUCAACCUCUUGAAAGAAAUAAUCGGCUUCCUCCUCUACGUCCAUCACCAGAUCCCUUCGGUUUUGCAGCAUAUGGAAAUGGAGUUUGAGGAACUCCAAACUGAAUGCAAAAGCCUGGAGGAUUCAGUCUCCACGAAGGGGGAAACAAGAACAUCUUUGAACAGAAAGCAUUAUGGGAAACUAAGAGAGGUGAAACGGGGAAUCAGGAGGUGGGAGAAGUUGAUGAACAGUGUAAACAGCCUAUUGUCUGCACUUCAGCUCUGGCUUGAUGAAAUUCUUGAAGUCCAUGAAGUGAUCCUUAUUCUGGGAGCAAGUCCUCUUAGGCCUUUGCAUGUCUACAAGAUGUGCUUUUCACAUGGAAAACUUGCCUGUGGAGGAGGUACAGAUUGUAAAGGUGUUGAUAAAAGUAGAAAACUUGCUGAUAUUCUUUCCAGAAAGGCAAUUCGGGCACUGGUUGCAGUUGGUGCAGGUGGCAUUUCUUAUUCAGGUCCAAUGAAAUUUUUCGUUCUAGUCAAAGCCCCAGUUUCUGUCAGUAUGCCUCUCCAGUUUCUUCCACGACGUGACUUUAAGUACAGCAAAAAGAUUCUACCUUUUAGAUUAAAUAUUAAACAUGGGACACGGAAUCAGUAUGUGGAUGCCUCGGAGCAGCUAUCCGAAACCGCCUUCUCAGCAGAUGCAUUAGAUGACCCGAAUGAAAUGAUCUGGUUCCAGUGCAAACAUACCGUCAAGGGGGUGGAUUGUGGCAUGUCCAUGAUUGAUGCAUGAAGAGCUAUAAGGAAAAAAUUGGCCGUCUUGCCACCAAGUAGCUUUCCUUUGAUGCCUCUAGCGGGUGGCAUCUGUGAUUACUAGACCAUCCAGGCAAGGACUCUCUUUGCAAGUACCUUCUGCAUAUCUGAACUUGGAUAGGUUGCAAUAGCACUAAAUUCACGUAUGUUGAACAACUGGGGCGUUGUAACAGCAAACUUCAGUUGUCUUUCUGCUUUCCACCAAGCUUGUAUAGACAGUAGACUGCAGUAAAUGGGCAUGAAAAGGUUAAAAAUAUGACUAAUUUGAAGUGAAACAUGUGCAAUUGAUGUUGAUCCGAUCGCCAUUCUUUCACAGUGAAGGAGUAUUCCAUGAAUUGGAUCUUGUACACUUGAUUCAUAUGGUUUCAUAAAUAGGUGUUUUGGAUUGUGUUGUUUCA